AUGGACGAAGAAAGUGCACACAUGCAGACACUCAGCACCCAUAAAGGAGGGACGGUCGAACCUUUUGGUUUCCACGACAACGAACUAACACUACAAAAUGGUUGCAUAUUCAAGGGCUACAGGAUAAUGAUUCCAGAAGCUUUACAACACUCAGUGUUAAAUGAACUACAUGUUGGACAUCUAGGCAUGGAGAAGAUGAAAAUCCUUGCUAGAAGUUUUUGCACGUGGAAAAGUAUUGACAGAGAUAUUGAGCAAAUGGUACGUACAUGUAAACAAUGUCGACUAAAACAAAAUCAACCUGCAAAAGGACCGAAUCAUCCAUGGCUGACCCCUCAAGGACCAUGGGAGAGAUUACACAUAGAUUUUGCUGGCCCGAUACAAGGUCAGUGGUAUUUCAUUGUUGUGGACGCCUUUACCAAGUGGGUUGAAGUAAUCCCUACUAAAAACACGUCAGCAGAAUAG
Homalodisca vitripennis (glassy-winged sharpshooter) is the source of this 462-nucleotide messenger RNA. RefSeq lists its product as uncharacterized. Bases 1 to 462 code for a protein of 153 amino acids. Gene Ontology annotation, molecular function: nucleic acid binding. The transcript is spliced from 2 exons. NCBI's taxonomy places the organism in Eukaryota, Metazoa, Arthropoda, Insecta, Hemiptera, Cicadellidae. The record is from RefSeq and is a predicted model, not a curated record.